This is a messenger RNA of Prunus armeniaca (apricot), 972 nucleotides long. The record is from the annotation of a GenBank genome assembly. Lineage: Eukaryota; Viridiplantae; Streptophyta; Magnoliopsida; Rosales; Rosaceae.
AUGAAGAAUCUAUGCACAGUCCACUGGCCACAUACCUUCAAUCCAUCUGAAGAGGACAUGGGGAACAGUUUUGGAUCUAUGAGCAUAGAAACUAGACCUAGUACUAACUCAAAUGAAUCUUAUGAUGGCUAUGGUUAUGUCAUGUCUGAUUAUAGUGGAACUAGUUAUGGAGCUCAAGAUGAUGAAACAGAUUAUGGACCUACUAGUUGGGUUAAUCCUAACUAUCCCAUAUAUGAGAGGACAAUAGGUAGCUCGAGAGAGACUUAUGUGCCCCAUGUUCUAACAUGGCUUACAAACUGCUCGGGUUACAUGACUUGGUAUGACUACUGUAUGAAUCUGGAUGGUUGUUCCUCAUUGUUUGAACCUCAUAGGAGCUCUUCAUUUAUGCCAUAUAGGGCGGAACCUAGGAUUGACUACGCCCAACCAGAACAGGGGCAAAAUCUCCUCCCUAUCAAUGCUUUAAAUGACGUGGGGGCAUUGCAAAGGAUGAUCAGAGAAAUGAUGGAGCCUGAAGCCAGAAGAGGAGAAAGGCCCACCUAUAGAAAGCCAUAUCCAACUUACAUUGAUCAGAUACCCUUAUCCCCAGGUUUCAAAAUACCAAACUUCACUUUGUUUAACGGAGAGGAUCCCCAUGCUUCAUCAAUUGAGCACAUAGGCAGAUUUUCCGUCCAGUGCAUAGCCAUAGAGAAUAACCCUCUGUUAAAGCUAAGGCUUUUCGGGAAUUCUCUCUCUAGACAAGCUUUCACUUGGUACACCAAUCUGCCAGCCAAUUCUGUUCAAACUUGGGAGCAGAUGGAAAGUGUUUUUUAUGACUACUAUUAUAGAAUUCAACCAGAAGUCACAAUCAGUAACCUAGCUGCCCUCAAGCAGAGUGAAGAUGAACUUGCUCAAGACUUUAUAACCAGGUUCAGAAAGCUCAAAAUGAAAUGUCGGAUCCCUAUGGAAGAAAGACACUUCAUCCAGAUGGCUUAG